CAAAUCCUAAAUGUCUGUGCAGUACUCAUGGAUCAGUUACAGCAACUAUGUGUUUUUAGGACCAAAUGUUUUGGCUUUUUCAAACAAUUAUUUUUGAGGGUGCUGUAUUUUUUUUUACAUCUUUUUAGGUUAAUUUUAGCAACAUAAGGAGUAUAGCUGUGUGUUUAGAUCUGACAUUAAACAAUGGUUUAUCAUGAAAAGAACAAGUACAAGCUAGCCUCAGGAUUAUGCACUGUCUUCAUGUAUGCUGAUGAAGAAAUUGGAAGCUGUUGUCCUUGAUUAACUGGAGCUUGACAUUUCAUCUAAAAUGAGACAAACAAUUAUCAAUUUUAACUGUAGUUUGUUUGAAAUAAACGAGCUCUAAACUAGAUUGUGAAGAUUAAUGACAGUUUGUGUUUCAGAUAUAUUGCUAACCUGAAAAACAAAAUGGAAGACUGAUCUUGUGAAUAUGUCUGAAGAGAAGGUGGGAACAGAGUGUAGGGGCACAUUACUGCAUCCAAAUGCUGACCAUUAACAAGUUUCAGAUAACUCCUUUCUGCCUUUUACUCAUGAAUUCAUUUCCUCCCUCCCCUCCUUCCCCCAGCACCAAUAUGGGGAUCUUAUUUCUGUAAACUGUGUAGGAUUGUGAUUUAAGACUUCAGUCAGGAGGUCUAUAGUCCAAAGAUGAACUUUUUAAAUACUAGCUGCUUCUAUGAUAUCACUGUAGCUAUACAAUAUAGUUUAGUUGAUAUUGAGGAGUCAUGGUGCAUUCUGCAUUUGGGAUGAUCUCCUUGUCUGUGUUACAGUAUAGUAAGAGGAGGAAAUUGGUGAUCUCUCUGGAUUGAGGAGCACAGACCAGUGGAUGUAUCUAAUAUGGCCGCUUAAUUUUUCCUGAUGACAUGAUAUUGUGCCUCAUCACAUAAUCUGGAUUUCAGCAGUAUUCCCUUUCAAGUUUAAUUGAAUAAAAGGAGCAAUUAUGCAGCGGCAAUACAAAGCACAAAGAGGACUAAAUACUGGACUACUUCUAUUAUUUGGCCAGAUAUAUCAAGUUGGGCUGAACAACAUUCCACCUAUUACAUUUGCAACUUUGGCAGUGAACAUUUAUCUCUUUUUACAACCCCUGAAACCAUUGGAGGAAGUAUGUAUCAGUGUCUCCGAAGGAUUUUACAGGAGAGACUGGCAUCGUUUGUACCUUUCAGCCUUUCACCAUGCAGAUGACUGGCAUCUAUAUUUUAAUAUGGUCUCCCUCCUUUGGAAGGGAAUUAAGUUAGAGAGGAGGCUUGGAAGCAUGUGGUUUGGAUAUAUAAUCACUUUAUUUUCAGUACUAGUUGGAAUUGUAUACAUGAUUUUGGAAUUUACACUUGCGGAACUUUUAGAGAAUCCUUCAUUCAUACAGAGCUGUGCUGUUGGUUUUUCGGGAGUGUUAUUUGCUUUGAAAGUUCUUAACAACUAUUACCAUCCUGGUGGGUCCAGCAGCCUCAUGGGGAUUUAUGUAUCCAACAAAUAUGCUUGUUGGGUGGAACUUAUAGCAAUCCAUUUAUUGAGCCCAGGGAGUUCUUUUGCUGGCCAUCUGGCUGGGAUUCUUGUUGGACUAAUGUAUACCAUGGGACCUCUGAAGACUAUCAUGAAAGCAUGUGCAGGUGGCUUUAUAUUUCCAACUGUCUUUUCACAACAAAGAAAUAACAACAAUCCAGAUUAUAGAUAUUCAGGUUAUGCAUCAAAUACACAAAGAGACUACAAUCCUUAUACUGCUGGGAUGAAUGAGGAAGAACAGGUUGAAUGGGCAAUAAGGAACAGUCUGAAUGACACAGGUAAUAGUGCAAGACAUUACCAUGAUGAGAGGAGACCCUAUGGCUUCUGGCUUCCACCUGAAGAACCAUCACAUGAAGAACUUAGAAGGCGACGACUUCAAAGGUUUGAGAGGUGGUAAAAUUCUCAAACCUCAUCACAUGUAUAUAAAAGAGCUCUUGAAAACUGUCAAAACAGGCUUAUCUUUUUCAUUUAAAGAAUCUCUUUUCAGAAAAGAAUGUUUCCUGCAAGUUGUCUUUCAGGUUGUGCAGAAAAGGUGCUCCUGCUGGAUAUGUGGACUGAAAGUUAAGACUGAUGUUGGUUCCUGCAAACUAUUGUAAUAUUCAUCUUAAAAGAUGUCAGUCUGCCACAGCAGUUUAGCACUCUUCUGUGCAUUUCCUAUAUAUUUUAGUUUCUUGAAUUUCAUGGGAAUUUGAUUAUUGAACUUUUAUACUUUGAUAAAAUAAAUUGUGAUAAUGUAGUUUAAGUAUGUUAUCCAUGAUUGCUUUCCUCAUUAUUAAGUCUUAACCAUUGCUGGAUUUGAUAUAGUUGGAAAGUAAAGCCAUUUGCUAUGCAGCAGUGUUGUAUACAAAUCUAACAGUCAAAGAGAUUAUAAAAGAUGAUUUUCAUUCUGAUUUGGGGUGGGGAAUGUUUUAUCUUUUCAAAUGUUAUUUUCAGAAAAAAAGUUGAUGCUUCAUUGGGCAUUUCUAGACCACCUCUGAUAAUUACAUACUUUAAUGUUUUAAGUAUAUUCCACUUGAAUAUACUUAUUCCUUUUUAAUAAUCAGCCCUAUUUUUUCUUAUCCUGGACACAACCCACUGGAAUUAUCUCCCGUGUAAACCCAAUUGAAAUCAAAAGGAGAUGAGCAGGACCAUUUCUUCACCAACGUCCAUUAACAUUGGUAGCAGAAGUGGUGGCAGGGUUUUCGUUGUGGCCUUACAUUAAUGUGUAUACAGUGUUUCCUCACUACUUCGCGGUUCACUUUUUGCAGAUGCACUGUUUUGCGGUUUUUCAAUAAACUCUAAAAGGCUAUUAUAAAUCAUAAAAAUUACAAUUUACAGCCUAAGGAAGGGAGGAAGGAGAAGCCAAAGGGAGAGAAAAUCAUAGAGCCCAGGCGGCAACGGGAGGAGGAGGCAGCAAUUUAUCAACACACAAUUGGUUGAUAAAGAUUUAAAAUAGUGUAUAACUACUAAAAUAAUGUAUAAAUAUUAAAAUAUAGUGUCUCUACUUCGCGGCUUUUCACUUAUUGCGGGUGUUCCUGGAACCUAAUCCCCGCGAUAAGUGAGGGAACACUGUAUAUGCACUUUUUCCUCGUAUUGCAGAGAAGACCGAAGUCUCUAGUUAUCAGUAAUGCUUCUGUGCAUACUUUGGAGAAACCAAAGUGUAUAGUGCAUUUAUUUGAUUUAGAAAGAAUUCUAAAUAUGGUAUAGUGCUUCAAAAUACCAGCUUUUAUUUGACUCACCUUUCCCUUCUUUAGAACCACCCACCUUUGGUUUCCAAGAUUACUCUAGAUGGCCAUAGAUUCUAAAGGUCGCUUGAGGCUUUGUCUGCAAUGUCUUUGAACUUAGUUCUAUACUUGUUAUGCAUCUUUUAGGAGAUAAGUGACAGUCGUUGUAUAAGUAUGCAAAUAUACAAGUACAGUAGAAUCUCACUUAUCCAACGUUCUGGAUUAUCCAACGCAUUUUUGUAGUCAAUGUUUUCAAUACAUCGUGACAUUUUUGUGCUAAAUUCGUAAAUACAGUAAGUACUACAUAUUAUACUGUAUUGAACUACUUUUUCUGUCAAAUUUGUUGUAUAACAUGAUGUUUUGGUGCUUAAUUUGUAAAAUCAUAACUUAAUUUGAUGUUUAACAGGCUUUUCCUUAAUCCCUCCUUAUUAUCCAACAUAUUCAUUUAUCCAACAUUCUGCCGGCCCAUUUAUGUUGGAUAAGUGAGACUACUGUAUUGGCAUUAUUCUUUUUAUACACAGAAUGCCUGAACUUUGUAUUUUUGUAACAUAAUAUAAUCUAAUUAGAAGGAAGUUCCACUGCUUUUGAUCCUUUCAAUGCAAUUUGAAGCAUAGUUGUAUUAUGUCACAUGGUCAACUACUGGAAAUGUUUGUUAAUUUGAUUUUGUUGGAAUCUACACUUUUUAAGCCUUGACACACCUACCUCUCCAGGAAAUUUUUUUCCAGGAAGUAUGUAUCUAAAAUUAUAUUUCUAAAUAUUCUUAUGGAUAUAGAUAUGUAUCAUUAUCAGGAAACAGUUGGAUGUUAAUGCAGUAGAAAUAGCACUGAAGUAAAAUGUUUUUCUUCUGUAUUUCAUCAGCAGAUCUGCAAGUAAAAUAUCAAGCAUUCAACAUGCAUGGGGUAUUUUUUUGGCCAGGCUUCAAUUCUGCAUGUUGUAAUUUCCUUCCCCAAUUUAAUCCUAAGAGGAAGAAAAUACAAAAUGGGUUUGUGCUUUCCAAGUACUGAGAGCUCUAAACCUUGAAUGUAAUUUCAGGUCAGUGACAGUGCCUUUGAAGUUCUUUGUCCUCUGCCAGAUUUUGCAGGCCUCUUUCCUUAGGAAAUGCUGGUUUCUGUCCAUAUUUUAACUCAGUGCAACACUGGCUUUGGACUACAUUCAGAACAGCAUCUGCGAUGUUUUUGUACCUAGAUUGUUAUUGUUGAAAAGCUCAUGUUGCUAGCAGCUUAUGUUGCUAGCUUUUUACAUUUAUGUCCUUAAGAAAAUAAAUCAUUGUUCUAAUCUUUA
Molecule: messenger RNA, 4496 nt
Organism: Anolis carolinensis (green anole)
Lineage: Eukaryota; Metazoa; Chordata; Lepidosauria; Squamata; Anolidae
Gene: rhbdd1
Product: rhomboid domain containing 1
Exons: 7
Coding region: 956-1909 (317 amino acids)
Biological process (GO): negative regulation of apoptotic process; cellular response to unfolded protein
Cellular component (GO): endoplasmic reticulum; membrane
Molecular function (GO): serine-type endopeptidase activity
Source: RefSeq, a predicted model, not a curated record